Molecule: messenger RNA, 2537 nt
Organism: Vespa mandarinia (Asian giant hornet)
Lineage: Eukaryota; Metazoa; Arthropoda; Insecta; Hymenoptera; Vespidae
Gene: Sytbeta
Product: Synaptotagmin beta
Biological process (GO): calcium-ion regulated exocytosis
Cellular component (GO): plasma membrane; exocytic vesicle
Molecular function (GO): calcium-dependent phospholipid binding; phosphatidylserine binding; SNARE binding
Source: RefSeq, a predicted model, not a curated record
UUCUUCUUCUUCUUCUUCUACUUCUUCUUCUUCUUCUUCUAUAUAUGGUACCCGAGAAACUGACUGAAAAACGAACGCCAAUUAAAUAAUAGAAGAAGAGCGAAAGAGAAGGAAAAGGGAAUAAAAAAAAAAAAGAAAGAAAAGACAAUAAAAGGAUUUAAGUGUUUUGAGAAAGGACAAGAAAUGGUUUCAAUGGUUUCAUCAGCUGUCCUUGGAGCAGCUGCAGGCACAGGAUUGGCUUUGGUAGUCGCAAUGACUAUAGUCAUCUAUAGAUAUUACGCCUUUAAACGUAAAGGAAAGUAUUGGAGUAAUCUCGAUCGAUGGCCAGACCCACCACAAACCAACAACAAAAACAACGAAAAAACGUCUGAUACACAUCAACAUCCUUGUCAUGACAAAUCUGCCACGACUUCUUCUUACGUUUUGGAUUGUUGGAAAAAACCACAACAAAGUUAUUAUGCCGUACAGAAAACUGAAUUCAACGUCGCCAAGGAACAACAUACUAUACAACCAUCACCCGUAAUGGUCGAAUCAGGAGGAUUACCCCAUCAAAGUCGUAGUUAUCCGUGUGGUAGUGGGGGAAGUGGAAGUGGACGAGCCCAUGGAAGAAAUUCAUCCGUCAGCUCGCAAAGUUCUCAAGAAGGUGCCUCAGGUCCUUCCCCUCAUCGUGGUUCUUCCCCUCAAAUCAGAGCGUUCGGACCCGAUGGACGUCAUCAUCAACAACAACAUCAUCACCAUCAUCAUCAUCAUCAUCAUCAUCAUGAUCCUUUACACGCCGCUUCUUCAUAUCCACCUAGCAGAAGUUCAAGAUCGCCAUCACCAGCAAGAACAGCAUCACUAGAUGCAAGAUGUGGAAGUCCCGCGAGUUAUUCCGGAAGUCUACACAGCGGAAAUGCUUCACCCUCACAAAGUUCUCUAUCGUCAUUAGCAACAGGCGUUAGUUCAUCUUGUGGAUGUCCUUCGAUUAGUGGCAUCCAAGGAACGCCAAGAGCUAGUCGUUGUCUUUCACCACUUCUCAUUCCUCCUGCGCGUGCUUCUAUUAGCGAUGGUGGUCCAGCACCACCAGCAUCACCUUUAGGUUCACUUCAACCAGAUCUUUAUCAAAGAAGAGAUGGUCCAGUAUUUUUAAGCGCUCGAAGAACCGGUAAAAGCCUCGGCCGAUUGCAUUUACGUUUGAAGUAUGAUUUCGAUCGAUCCGAUCUCCACGUUCAUCUAAUCGAAGCACAUGAUCUAGCUGGCAGCGAUCAAGGUGGUUUCAACGAUCCUUAUGUGAAACUGACACUCAGUCCUGAAGUUGAUGCACGCAAGAGGCAAACCCCGAUUCAUAGAAAUGAUCCUAAUCCUUUUUUCGAUCAACACUUUAAAUUUCCGGUCAGUUAUGAAGAAUUACAGGACAAGACGUUGGUUCUACAGGUAUUCGAUUACGAUCGUUUCUCAAGAAACGACAUUGUAGGAUCAGUUAGGGUCGCGAUGGACAGUUUAGAAUUACCUUCAACCUCAUCUUCCGUCGAAGUUUGGGGCGAAAUUGAACGUGAGAAAAAACCACCAGAGGAGAUUCAAGAGGUUCUUCUUUCGCUUUCUUAUUUACCCAGUGCCGAAAGACUCACUGUGGUUAUACUCAAAGCAAGAAAUUUAUUCCCAUCGCAGGAAAAGGAAACAUUGGAUCCAUUCGUAAAGGUCAGUCUUCUUUGUGGCGAUAAAAGAGUAAAGAAGAAAAAGAAAACUGCUGUGAGAAAGGCAACGACGAGUCCUGUAUGGAACGAAGCAAUGACCUUCAAUGUUCCUGCGACUUCUCUCGCAACAUCCGCGAUCGAGGUAUGCGUCUUAGAUUCAAGCAGCGAACUCAUCGGUGGAAAUGCUAUAGUUGGCUCUUGCAUAGUUGGACCAGCUACAGUAUCAACAAGAUCAGGAUCAGAAAGUAGUAGCAAUCAGACUCGUGAACAUUGGCAUCAUAUGACUCAGUCGCCAAGAAAGACCAUUGCCAUGUGGCAUACAUUGCAUUAGUUUUUUUUCAUUAGACUCUUAAACGUCAUCGUUGAAUAUUUUAUCAAAGAAUUUCCAAUUGGGGAAAUAUCUCUUAUAGAAGAAUCCAAAAAAAUAUAAUUCCGAUAUCCUUAAAGGAAGAAAGAAUGAGAGGAAAAAAAGAAAAGAAAGAAAGAAAAAAGAAAAAGAAAAGAAAGAAUGAAAAAAUAAGAAGAGAUCUAAUUCAAUUAAUUUCGUAUUAACUUUAGAAAUUAUUUAAACGAUUAAUUGAUCAAGAUCUGAUAUUGAUAAAUGAAAGGAACGUGUUUUAUCAUAUUAGCAAGGUUCGAUACCAAACUAUCAGGUACCAUAAUCAAUAAUUGGAUCAACAAAGAAAAAUAUGUAUCUCCUCCUCUUCUCCAUACUCGUAAUCUCUAAUCUAAAUAAUCCCUUGUUCACUUUUGUGAUAGCCUUAGGGAAUAUCGUUGAAUAACGAUAUAAAACAUAAAAACUAAGUAGUGUUAUUAUACAUGUAAAACUAAAAAAAAAAGAGGCAGAAGAAGAAGAAGAAAAAA